AUGACUGACCCAACAAGCACCAGAACAGACCUUUUGGAGCAGCGAUUAGAUUCUCUGGAGCAAGAGCUUCGGUCGGAGAUUCAGGAGCUGCGGGCCUCAAUUGUGAGAAGUCCGGAGAGCAACCGAAUCCGCCUACUCGCACAAUCCUCCUCGCCAGCCCCACUGGUGGGCUUCUCGCAACAGGAAGCUAUACCUUCGACAUCAUGUGACGAGACGUUUGAUAUCACCCCGAACAACAUCCCUGUGGAAACUGAGUGGAGCGAGUUAUAUGCAUUCUUCGUCGCAAAUUGCCGUGAUUUGAUCGCUGUCGUAGAUGAUCAACUAUGUUCAACUGAGGAGACCGUGAAGCACAACCCCUUAAUGUCGGCCGUGAUAAGCGCCAUCGCAUCAAAGGCUAUCAAGCCUGAAAGACAUCAUUAUUAUGCUUCGCGAGCCGAUCAACUGAUAAAGGGCACUUUCCAAGGACCAUUACCUGAUAUAUUAAGCGUGAACGCGAUGAUGAUAUUCGCGGCUUGGGCAGGCAGAACACGACUUUAUGGGUACAUCGCCUCAAUAUGCGCCGAGCUUCAACUACACGAGGAUGCUAUGAUCUUGAGCGACCCAUCUACUACUCACACACCUGAGCUUGUUGCGCGUGCCAGGUGCUGGCUCACACUAUGCUGCUUAGACUUACAGUAA
Penicillium arizonense is the source of this 678-nucleotide messenger RNA. RefSeq lists its product as uncharacterized. The coding region runs from base 1 to 678 and encodes 225 amino acids. The transcript is spliced from 2 exons. The record is from RefSeq and is a predicted model, not a curated record. NCBI's taxonomy places the organism in Eukaryota, Fungi, Ascomycota, Eurotiomycetes, Eurotiales, Aspergillaceae.